Messenger RNA from Xylona heveae TC161, 1856 nucleotides. RefSeq lists its product as hypothetical. The transcript is spliced from 2 exons. NCBI's taxonomy places the organism in Eukaryota, Fungi, Ascomycota, Xylonomycetes, Xylonales, Xylonaceae. Bases 95 to 1660 code for a protein of 521 amino acids. The record is from RefSeq and is a predicted model, not a curated record.
GCGCCUGUCAUUCAUCCUUUCCAGCGUAUGCAUGGCGCUACUUUGAGAAUUGGUUGCGGGUUCUGAACGAAGCAUAGCACAGCACUUUGAUACAAUGUCUCCGUCCAUGUCUUCCCAAGCGGAAACGGCAGCUCCAGCCCCCAAACAGCCGAUUGAUUCCCUCUUCGCGUUUUUGGGAACAUGUGCUGUCUAUGGACUCCUCGCCAUAGUCUUGGCUAUUCCGUCUUCUACCCUAUCCCAGAAACAGCUCUGUCUUUUUCUCGUUCCUGUUAUCAUAGUCUGGCUAGCAUAUGUCUAUACGUGGCCGGGGAUCGAUGUCGUCAUGCAAAUCAUCUGUCCGUUGUUCUACGCCAUGGACGUGCUGGUAUGGAGGGACGUUCGUGGGACAUUCAAACGGAUUCACCGCUCGAAAACCCAUACCGUCGAUCAGCCAGCUCAUUCUUCUUCUUCUGUUACUUCAAACGGACAUGUAAACGGUGUCAAUGGCAUUACAUCCUCAAAAGCUGCGCAGGCUGUUAAGCCGCCUUGCCAUGCAGAUGCCGGGAUAUGGGAAGAACCACAUCCUUCGACUAUCGUCUCCAGGCUGAAAUGGUCCUGCUAUCUUAUUUGCUCUCCCCGUUUCGGCAACUGGACUAUUGGUGACGCACGACAUGAUGCGGCCCAAUUGUCCCGUGCAGACAAAAGCAUUUCUAGACCUGCUCGGAUCCUUCAACUCCUCAACCGCUUCGUUAUUGCAUACAUGCUCGCGGAUAUUUUUGGCCUCUGGGCUCUGCACGAUCCCUACUUUGAUUGGAGAACUAAUCUCUCCAUUACCAGUCCCUUGCCGCCGGAAACCGCCAAUACUCUAGUCCGACUGCUUGGGCAGGGCAAGGUUUCUGCACUGGCCAUUUCGAAUCCUCGCUUUUGGCGCGUCCUAAUCUCUGCUACGCCGGCGUGGGCGAGCAUCGAGGCAUUCUUUGCAAUGCCGGGGCUCAUCUUCCUAUCACUCGGUGGUCUCGGCACCGUGGGUGACCAGUGGGGUCAUCCUGCCGUGUGGAGGCCUGCGUCAGGGUCAUUGGUGAGCAUUGCCGACAGGGGCUUGAGAGGGUUUUGGGGGGACUGGUGGCAUCAAAUGAUGCGAUGUGUUGCCGGCGACCCCGGUAAAAUUCUUGGUAACUGGUAUCUCCGCAACGUUUCCCAGCACUCUGCUUCUUCCAGGGCGAAAGGAGCGCCGUCAACAUCGUCGUUCCACAGUUUCAUUGCCCACGCCAUCCAUAUUAGCACGGCGUUCUUCCUUUCAGGCGUGAUGCAUGCAGGCAUGGUUCCCAAAGCCGCCUCUAGUGCAAGCCCGCUUCAUCUCGCGCUCUUCUUCUGGGUCCAAGUUCCAGGCAUCUUGAUUGAGCUAUUUGUCGAGCGUGUCUUUUUCGGUGAACCGACUAAGGGGCAAGCAAGUAGUAAUACUUCCCAAGACCGCAGAAAGAAGAGUAUGAUUGCAAAGAUUGUCCGCUUCACAUGGGCUCUUUUCUACCUUUACACAACAUUCCCUUUCUUUGGAGAACAACUUGUAGCGUUGCGACUCUGGGACAUGCACGCUGUCCCACUAAGUCCCUGUCGGUGGCUAUUCCGUGGCGAAGGGAUCGGCUUCUGGACAUGGGAGCCACGACACUUUGCUACAGUGUAACAAUCCGAGAUCACCAUGUCGUACAUCGACUUUGUCUAAACCAAUUCAAUUCAUUCAAUUCAUUCUGUUAAAAAAUUCGCUGCUUUCCCGUAAUAGUCCUAAUUCGUUUUCUUCGACUAUUCCCGUAUACAUUAAAGCUCAAUGACAAGCUUCCCCGCCGAGACGCCCGCUUGGCUCUUCAUUAUUUCCUCCGGGA